CGUCCCGGAAAAAGCAAUGACUGGUGAUAAUGACGGUCCUGCCGGCAUCGCUAUUGUCGGCAUGGCGAUGAGGCUACCUGGUGGGGUUCGUACGGCAGAAGAAUUUUGGGAACUCUUGAUCAACAAACGUGAUUGUUCCUCGGAGGUUCCAAACACUCGCUACAACGUGGAUGCCUUUUACCAUCCGAACAAGCCGCAGUCCGUCCGUACGAGACGGGGGUAUUUCCUGGAGGAUGAGUACCUCGGAAAGGCCGACAUGGCCUUUUUCUAUCAGAUGGGUGGAUUCACGGCCAGUGAACUAGAUCCGCAGCAAAUGCUAUUGAUGGAGGUAGUAUGGGAGUGUAUGGAAAACGCAGGACAAUCUAGUUGGCGUGGAACCGACAUUGGAUGCUAUGUAGGCACAUUUGGGGAGGACUGGCAUGAGCUGAUGGCCAAGGAAACCCAGGCAAUCUCCAGAGUUCAUGCGUUUGCCAAUGGAGGGUUUGCCCUGGCAAAUAGAGUAUCAUAUGAAUUUGAUUUGAAGGGACCCAGUGCCACAAUCAUGACAGCAUGUUCAUCAUCUCUGAUGGCGCUGCAUGAGGCGUGUCAAGCGCUGCAGAAUGGAGACUGCUCGUCCGCAAUUGUGGCGGGAGCCAACAUGCUUCUCACCCCAUCUAUGACAGUGAACAUGUCAGAAAACAUGGUGCUCUCUCCGGACGGUUACUGCAAGACGUUUGAUGCUAGUGCCAAUGGCUAUGCCAGAGGAGAGGCUGUCAAUGUGAUUUACAUUAAGACCUUAGAUCAAGCCCUUGCAGAUGGAGACCGUGUUCGCGCAGUGAUCCGGGCCACAUCGGCUAACUAUGAUGGAAGAACAGAUAAGAUCUUUGCUCCAGAUAUUGACAGUCAGGAGCGAUUGAUCCGAAAGGCCUAUGAAAGAGCUCGGAUCCACAAUAUCAAGGACACAGCGUUCAUCGAGUGUCAUGGGACAGGGACCAAGGUUGGAGAUAUUGUUGAAGCAAAUGCUAUUGCUCGGGUCUUCGGCCCACAUAGUGUGUAUAUAGGAUCAGUAAAAUCCAAUGUGGGCCACGGGGAGGGAGCAUCAGGCCUUACAGGCGUUAUUAAGUCAGUGCUCGCCUUGGAGCGGCAUAUCAUUCCGCCAAACAUGCACUUUGUCCAGCCCAAUCCCAAGAUCCCAUUUGGAACAGCGGGACUUCGCGUCCCUACUGAGCCAACCCCAUGGCCGCUAGGACGCAAGGAACGUGUCGGCGUCAACUGCUUUGGCAUCGGCGGGUCUAAUGUCCAUGCCAUUCUGGAGUCUCUGUCCACGGCUGAUCAUCCCAGUCAAAACACGCGAGACAAGGCCCCUUUGCGCCCGCGGCUCCUUGUAAUAUCGGCACACAGUAAGACUGCCCUGGACAUGCGUCAGGAGGAUAUGCAACUAUACCUCAAGCGAUGCCCGGAGCAGCUUGGCAACAUAGCCUAUACUCUUGGAGUUCGCCGUGACCAUCUUCCACAUCGCGCAUAUACAAUUGCCGAUGGCGUGAGUACAACCGGCUUUCGCCAAGUUACCAAUGAUCCAAGUAGAUCCCCAGCCUCGGUUAUAUUUACUUUCACCGGGCAGGGAGCACAGUGGGUUGGGAUGGGACGGGAGCUGAUCAACAAUUUCCCCUGCGUUCAACGCGAUGUUCAGGCCAUGGACAAAGUCCUACAGGAACUGAGUACACCACCGAGGUGGAGUAUUGAAGGGGAGCUCCAGAAUCUUCAUGGGGAAAACCACAUUGAUUGCCCUGAAUACGCUCAGACAUUGUGCGCUGCUGUGCAGAUCACCUUGGUGAACCUCCUGAAAGGCUGGGGAAUUCAUCCGUCCGGUGUGAUAGGGCAUUCCAGUGGCGAGGUCAUUGCAGCGUAUGGGGCCGGGGCAAUUACAAUGCGUACAGCAAUUAUCACUGCGCAUCUCCGUGGACAAUGUGUGGGUGGGUGCUCCGGUGCAAUGGCUGUGGUUGGUCUCGGACUGGCAACUGUUACCAGUUUCCUGAUUGAUGGGGUGGCAAUCGCUUGCGAGAAUAGCCCUCAGAGUGUGAACAUUUCGGGAGACCAGGAGAAGGUCAUCACAGUGCUUGAUCAGAUCAAGGUCAAGUAUCCAAGUGCAUUUAUCAGGCAAUUGCCAGUCUCAGUGGCAUAUCACUCCCCUGACAUGUGCCGUGUGGGGCCGGCUUUUGAGUCGACCAUCUCCCCAUACAUUACGCACAAUGAUGCUAUGGUUCCCAUGUACUCCACUGUAACAGGAGCGCGAAUCACAGACCCGGGGGAGCUCAAUGCAGCAUAUUGGCGCAAAAAUCUUGAGUCUCCAGUUCAAUUUAAUAUAGCGGUGCAAGAACUUAUCGCUCAAUCUCCAGCAAGCAAGUUCACUUUUCUGGAAAUUGGACCCCAUCCCACACUUUCUGGACCUCUCCGACAGAUUCUUACGGAGCGGCAAGAUACCCAGAGCACUUAUAUCCCGACACUUAGAAAACAAAAGAAUCAGGUACACUGUCUGCUGGAGGCAGCAGGACAGGCGUUUCUAAACCAAUGUGCUGUCAAUUUUGAAGCAAUUAACGGUAAAGGAGCGGUCCUGUCCAACCUCCCAGUGUAUAAAUGGGACCGACAAGAUGCCCACUGGCGGGAGAGCCGAGUGAGCCAGAGCUGGAGGUUCCGACAGCACCCCCACCACGAGCUUCUGGGAUCACGGAUCUUGGAGGGGAGUGAUCUAGAGCCAGCGUGGAGAGUCUUGCUAAGCACACGGAAUGUAUCCUGGCUCAAUGAUCAUCGACUCUUGGGGGAGACAAUAUUCCCAUGCGCUGGGUACAUCGCCAUGAUCAACGAAGCGAUGUUUCAACUAUUCAACACACAGGAAUGUACAAUCCGCAACCUGCUUAUCCAAAAGCCACUUCAUUUCCCAGAUUCUGAUCCGGUUGAGCUCAUCACUACUGCACGGCCGGUGAGAAUAAGCGACAGGGUGAGCUCAAAAUGGUAUGAAUUCACAAUCGUGUCGUAUAACGGUAAAGGAUGGGUUAAACACACUACUGGUCAAGCAAAGGCGGGUGUAGAGGAGCGACCCCCGGCGGCGGAUAUUUCGCAAGCUUUUCCUAGACUUGUUUCAUCGGAUUUUUGGUAUGGUGCGUUGGAAAAGCUUGGCCUGGAGUAUGGACCUCACUUUCGAGUUCUCCAAGAUAUCACCGCCGAUCCGAUGAACUUCCGAGCCACUGCCAUCGUUCACGGUGAUUCACCCGACCAGAGAAGCAAUCUCGCGGUUCACCCAACCGUCAUCGACGCAUGCUUACAGCUAUUCAGUGUGGCCGGAUGCAAAGGAAAGGCGCUGUGUUUGAACAAGCUUUGUAUCCCUACAUUUAUCGACAAGAUUCAUAUUGGUCGAAAUCAGCCAGUGAUGAAUGCCGAGGCGUGGGGAGAUAAUCCCACUUCCACUGAGGGACGGGGAACCGUGGUCCUCGCAGCCGAUCAACAACACGUCCUGUCGAUGCAUGGGGUAAGUAUAAUGUACUUGGGUCAUGAAUUGCGAAGCGAGGAAGGGGCCGUCCCUUUAGCGUCCUGCGUCGAAUGGAGGCGGGAUCUCAACUUCACGCAUAGCGACCAGCAACCAGCUUCCCUGAAGGCCAGAGAUGAAGCUUCGGGUUUGAUUAAUGAACUCUCCAUCAUCUCGAUAAUUCAAGUUCAUCGGCUCAUCGAAAAUGCAGUUCCAGGUUCAGAGGCACUGCAGGACUACCAGUUAUGGAUCCAAUCCCAGGUGCGAGACAUGCAAAAUGCGUGCUACCCAGCAUACAUUGGCCCUGAGUGCCUGGAGUGGAUAGAAAUGGACGACGAUACCCUUCAGCGGCAGCGGCAUAUAUGUAGUGAGGCAUUAAAGGCCCGGGGCCUAGGCUUCAUCCCACAGCUGAGCCAAUGCGUGGUGAACGCCUCGUUGGACGUCGUCAAGGGAUUGGUGGAUCCCUCUACUCUUGAGAUCCAGGAGCAAUUUAACGAGCUACAUAGCUGGGCCUUGUCAAUCGACCCUGUAUCUGAAUGGCUCUACUCUCUCCGUCAUUGCAAUCCACUGCUCAGGGUUCUUGAAGUGGGGUCAGCAAGAGGAGCAUUCUCAUCCGAUAUCCUUGAUUGUCUCGUCUCCGAUAAGAUGCGCUAUUAUUCGCUGUACACGUGGACAGAAGCCUCUGAGAUAACUUCUGCAGCGGAAGAACAGCUUGGAGACUAUAAGCAAGUAGUAUUCAAACGCUUCCGGGCAAAUAGUUAUGACCUUAUAUUGGGGUCUAAUGUAGACCAGUUAAGGACUGCUCUACAAAAUAUCAAGAAACUGCUAGGUCCUCGGGGGCGACUGUUGCUGCGCCAACCAACUCCAGGUAACAUUGCGUCAAUCGUUAAUAAUCAUACGUCGCUCGCACUAUGGCGCACAGAGCUCCAACGAACCGGGUUCAACAUGGUUGAGGGGGAUAUGUGUCGCAAUUGCCUAUACUAUAAUAUUAUAUCUCAGGUCCCGGAUGAUGAGGUGCUGGAUCAGAACCCCAUAUAUCUCCUCUGCCGUAGUAAAAUGCAUUGUGCUUCAUGGAUCUGUGCAGUUGAAAUGAAUCUCGAGCAGAAGGGUUAUGAAGUCCGAAGAUGCACGAUUGGGGAGGAAAUACCUUUCGAGCAUCAGGUCAUUUCGCUCCUAGACGUGGAGGAGCCCUUCUUCAAAAACGCCAGCGAGGAAAGCUGGAAGUCCUUCCAGCAGUUUGUUGGGUACUCGCCCCGGGUUCUUUGGGUAACCAAGGCAGUCGAGCUUUCAUGCCCGGACCCGGACUUUAGCUUGGUGCUCGGGGUGUCGCGGACAGCACGACUGGAGCAAGGGCUGCAUUUCGGAACCCUCCAAAUAGACAAUUUUGAUUCCGUGGCCGCAGAAGCGCUGGGGAACGUGGCGAAGCGGUUUUUCCGACAAUUCGAAGGUGACGUGGGGAUGGGCGCGAUCUACAUCCCUCGCGUUCAAUGGACAUCGCUACAGGACCAACUUCACACUGACGCACAGCAUGACAUGCCUGUCAAGCUGGAUAUCGAUUCAUAUGGAUUGAUAGAUACGCUCUCCUGGGCUAUCCAUGAGUAUAGCAAUGUCGGACCAGACGAUGUGGAAGUCGAUAUCAAAUAUGUCGGACUCAAUUUCCGGGAUAUCAUGAUAGCGCUAGGGGUUAUGGCGGAUAAGUCAGAGUUUGGGGUCGAGGCCAGUGGGGUUAUCCGACAAUGUGGCAGCAAUGUGAAAGAGCUCCAAACUGGUGAUCGAGUGCUCAUUUCACGACCUGGACUGUUCCACACAGUCAAGUCCGUCCCAGCGAGUCUCUGUACACGGUUGCCACCAUCCCUUUCGUUUCAGGACGCUGCGGCCAUGAUGGUUGCUUAUGGAACAGCGCUCUACUGCCUCACAGAUAUCGCAAGACUGGAAAAGGGUCAGUCUGUGCUGAUUCAUGCAGCCUGUGGAGGAGUUGGUCUCGCUGCCGUGCAGCUAUGUCGCAUUAUUGGCGCAGAGAUAUAUGCCACUGUGGGGAGUGAAGCCAAAGCACUGUAUUUGGUGGAAAAUCACUGUAUCCCACGUCAUCACAUCUUCAAUUCCCGCAAUACCUCAUUUUUGCCAGACUUGAUGCGGGAGACCAAGGGCCAAGGAGUCGAUGUUGUGCUCAACUCGCUUGCCGGAGAACUUCUCCAUGCGUCUUGGCAAUGUGUCGCGGAAUUUGGCAAGAUGGUGGAGAUCGGCAAGAGGGAUUUCGAGGAGCACGGGUCCCUAGACCUGAAGGCCUUUGGUGGUAACCGGGCCUUCUUGGGAGUCGAUCUUAUUCGGUUGAUAGAGAGGCCGGGAUGGUCUGCGAGUCUCGCCCAGCGCAUCCUGGCCCUUUAUGAGCAAGGCAAAAUACAGCCAGUUCGCCCUCUAAAGGAGGUUGCUGCGGCCGAGGUGCACAAGGCCUUUCGCUACAUGCAACAGGGGCAUCACAUUGGCAAGAUCGUUGUCCGAAUGCCUAGAAGUGCAAAGGAGGUCGCCGUGGCCAAGUCUCGCAGCAACAUGGCUCUCUCUCCUGACGUGGCAUACCUCCUUGUGGGCGGCCUUGGGGGGGUUGGACGGUCAUUAGCCUCAUGGAUGGUGGAACGAGGGGCGCGGCAUCUAAUCUUUCUGUCCCGGUCCGCGGGUGACUCUCGUCAAGAUAGAAGCUUUGUUUGUGAGCUGGAGGCCCAGGGAUGCAGCGCGACCUUGGUGAGAGGUGACGUUGCUGUGCUUGAGGAUGUUCAGACGGCCAUUCGAGGCUCCGGUUACCCCAUCGGAGGAGUUCUGCUAUUGACCAUGGUAGUUAAGGAUCAACUUAUCCCGGACAUGACCUACCAGAACUGGCAGGAUGUCCUCGCAGUCAAGGUCGCUGGCGCGUGGAACAUCCACCAUGCGUUGGAUGGGCAGGACUCCUGUCUACAAUUCUUUGUGGUGUGCGGUUCUAUUACGGGCGUCAUGGGAAAUGCUGGCCAGGUGAAUUAUUCCGCGGCGAAUGCGUUCUUAGCGUCCUUUGCUCAGUAUCGGCUAGACAAAGGGCUACCUGCCUCAGUAGUAAACCUCGGAGCGGUUGACGACAUAGGAUUCCUAGCCACAAAGGACAGGAGAUUGCGUGACAGAAUGCGCUCCGCGGCGGUCCGUCUGCUAAGAGAACAAGAGGUGUUAGACGCAUUUGAAAUUGCGAUGUCACAAUGUCGGUCAAAGAAGGCCGCGCUGUCGGGUGCUAGCGGUCUGCGUGUCCCCAACAAUGUGAUUGUUGGGAUGAGUAACACCAAGUCCCUGGUUGACCCUUCUGUUCGGACUCUUUGGGGGCAGGAUGCACGGUUCAGCGCCUAUGCCAACAUAGAUACCGUCGAAAAACAGCCACAGCACUCUGCCAAUAGCGUGGUGGGGCUCCAGAAAUUGUUCCAGUCUGCAAAGAAUAAUCCUGAGUUACUGAAUGAUCCAUCGCAAGCUGCCAUGAUCGUCACGGAGAUCGUGAAAGCAAUUCAGGAAUAUUCGAUCUUCGCGCGCGGUCAGGAAUACGAUCACGUGGCAGCGACUGCCAUUGACUCCUUGAUGACAGUCGAAAUCCGAAACUGGAGCAAGCGCUAUCUUAACCUGGAUCUCCCCCUGUCAGCAAUUGCUCAAGCAGGAACCAUUGGAGGACUGGGGGAGCUAGUUCUGGUAUAUAUGCGGUCCAAAUAUUUGAAAUCUUAA
Aspergillus alliaceus is the source of this 7222-nucleotide messenger RNA. Its product is annotated as type I polyketide synthase. Gene Ontology annotation, molecular function: 3-oxoacyl-[acyl-carrier-protein] synthase activity; fatty acid synthase activity; oxidoreductase activity. NCBI's taxonomy places the organism in Eukaryota, Fungi, Ascomycota, Eurotiomycetes, Eurotiales, Aspergillaceae. The transcript is spliced from 16 exons. The coding region runs from base 17 to 7222 and encodes 2401 amino acids. The record is from RefSeq and is a predicted model, not a curated record. Gene Ontology annotation, biological process: fatty acid biosynthetic process; secondary metabolite biosynthetic process.